CGGAGGCGGAAAAGAGAGUAGGCGGCGCUCGGGGUGGUCACCGGAAGGCGGCAGACGCUCGGGUCAGGUCUCGCUGGCUUUCUGUGGCUUUGGUCGGGGCUGGGCUCCCCGUCAGGGGAAUGACUUUGACCGGCGCCUCCUUGAGGUCCUGCCGUAGCCGAAUGAGGGCGGCGGCGACUGUGAGUGUCACCCGGGCUCGGGUCUUCAGUCGCCCUCCCCGUGCCCGUCAGUCUUGUCGCACAUUGCCCAGGUGGUGGCUCCCCGCCCGCUCGCGGUGCUCUCCUCGCUCCUGAUUUUCUUUACACCUCGCCUUCUGGCGCCAGGCCUGCCCUGCCUCAGUUUCCCACCGUUCGUUCGUCGACUCGGGAAUUUUGCUCGAAAGGGAGGGUGAAAGGGCCACUUAUCUUUUAAGAGGAAGAGAAACUUCUCACCGGAAACAACAAGCGGGAAUUCUCAGCUCUGUUUCCAGCAAAGAGCUCAAGCUUCUGACUGUGGUAUGUCCAAAGUACCAGUAAGACUUCAGUAAGGAGUGCAGUGCUUAUGAAGUAAAUAGAACUCUGUGCUGAUCUCUUCAUUCCAUGGAUCCUUUGGGUGCUCCUUCCCAUUUUGUGGAUAUUGAUGGUUUGCCAGGCUGGGCUGAUCUUUAUGAGGCAAACCAGUUGAAGUCCUCUCCAAUUCCAGUUGAAGAAAACCAAGGUGAUGCUUCCUCGCCCUUCCCAUAUAGGAAAGACAUCAAUUCAAAAAUAAUAUUGUGGAAGGGGGAUGUAGCAUUGCUGAACUGCACAGCCAUAGUGAAUACCAGCAAUGAGUCUCUCACAGACAAGAAUCCAGUGUCAGAAAGUAUCUGCAUGCUUGCGGGACCUGACCUGAGGGCUGAGUUACAGAAGCUCAAAGGCUGUCGGACAGGGGAAGCAAAGUUGACAAAAGGAUUUAACCUUGCUGCCCGUUUCAUCAUUCACACCGUGGGACCCAAAUACAAAAAUCGAUACCGAACAGCAGCAGAAAGUUCCUUGUACAGCUGCUAUCGCAACAUUCUGCAACUUGCAAAGGAGCAAGCAACGUCCUCAGUUGGAUUCUGUGUGAUAAAUUCUGUGAAACGAGGUUACCCUUUAGUGGAUGCCACCCACAUAGCACUACGAACUGUCCGCCGAUUUUUAGAGAUACAUGGGGAAACCCUUGAAAAGGUGGUGUUUGCAGUGUCUGAACUUGAAAAGGAUACUUACCAGAGGUUGCUGCCUCUGUAUUUCCCAAGGUCACUAAAGGAGGAGAAACAGUCCUUGCCUUUCCUUCCAGCUGAUAUUGGCAAUGCUGAAGGGGAGCCAGUAGUGCCAGAGCGUCAGAUCAGAAUUAGUGAAAAGCCAGGUGUUUCAGAGGAUAAUUCUGAUGAGGAAGGACUAGAAGCAGAUUUGUCAUUUAUUGGCUCCCAUGCUUUUGCCCGCAUGGAGGGAGAUGUUGAUAAACAGAGGCGUCUCAUCCUGCAAGGACAGCUUUCAGAGGCCACACUACAGAAGCAACAUCAGCGAAAUUACAAUCGCUGGCUUUGUCGGGCAAGAGCUGAAGACCUGUCUGAUAUUGCUUCCCUUAAAGCUUUAUACCAAACUGGUGUUGAUAACUGUGGUCGCACAGUAAUGGCAGUGGUUGGAAGAAAUAUUCCUGUAACUCUUAUAGACAUGGAGAAGGCUCUCUUGUACUUCAUCCAUGUGAUGGACCACAUUGUAAUGAAGGAGUAUGUCAUUGUGUAUUUCCAUACUCUCACUAAUAUGUACAAUCACCUAGAUUCAGACUUCCUAAAAAAACUCUCUGACAUUGUUGAUGUCAAAUACAAAAGAAAUCUGAAGGCCUUGUACUUCGUCCAUCCAACAUUUCGUUCAAAGGUUUCAACAUGGUUUUUCACAACCUUUACUGUCUCGGGACUAAAGGACAAAAUCCACUAUGUGGAAAGCCUCCAACAGUUGUUCACAGCUAUUCUCCCUGAACAAAUCGACUUCCCCCCAUUUGUUCUUGAAUAUGAUACCAGGGAAAAUGGAACGUAUUAUUCUUAUCCAUCUUCUCCAGACCUCUGACUCUGCAGCUCUGCCAUUUCUGGUUUCUCAACCCCAUUCGUGCUGCUUACCUUACAUGCUGAGCUGACCGAAUCUAUUCACAGAGAUCAGAGAGAGGGAUUUCUUCCCCACCUCUGUUAUUUUUUUACGAUAAGAUAUUUGCAAGGGCACAAGCAAUCAAAACUCUUUUGCAAAUGAACUUGUGUUUUGAAUCCAUCCAUCCUGUGGAUAGGCAUAGUUUUUUUUUUCUUGAUAUCAAGGAUUUUUCCUCCCGUUAAUGCUGUUUUCCAGGAGAUCUCUGAACCAGGUUUUAAUCUAAUCUCUGCAAGUUCUUAGCUCUUCAUUCAGUGCCCUAUGUUAGACUGGCUUGGAAAAAAGAUACAGUAUCUGUUUAGCAGUGUUCUAUGGUCUUUGCGCUUUGAUCCACCUUCAGUGCUGAUACAUGUACAGAAUUCCUUGUAGAAAUUUCUGCACACACAGCAGAGUUCUGUUGUGAAUCCUGCAGCUACCACAAUGUUGAGCAUGCUACAUAGCUGGAAUCUGACUUUUUUGUCUCUCUUGCUGGAUGAUGUGAGAUGUAAGGGUGCUUCUGCUUUCCCACUAAAUAAUAAAAUUAAAGGACAUAUCAGGAAAGGCUCCUGUAGUUCAUACUACGUGUACACUUGUCUUAGGAUGUAUGGAUAAUGUUGAUUACCAUCUGGACUACAUGUUCGGGUGUUAAUAAUUAAAAUCUGUAUCAUUACAAUAGAGAAAAUCAAUGCAGCUUUUGUGCAAAAAUAAAUUAUUUUUAGUA
This is a messenger RNA of Rhineura floridana, 2835 nucleotides long. RefSeq names its product ganglioside induced differentiation associated protein 2 (gene GDAP2). The transcript has 14 exons. NCBI's taxonomy places the organism in Eukaryota, Metazoa, Chordata, Lepidosauria, Squamata, Rhineuridae. The coding region runs from base 579 to 2063 and encodes 494 amino acids. The record is from RefSeq and is a predicted model, not a curated record.